Molecule: messenger RNA, 1533 nt
Organism: Stereum hirsutum FP-91666 SS1
Lineage: Eukaryota; Fungi; Basidiomycota; Agaricomycetes; Russulales; Stereaceae
Exons: 1
Coding region: 1-1533 (510 amino acids)
Source: RefSeq, a predicted model, not a curated record
AUGCACUCUCAGAGUUUCCCCACCGAGAUUCUCGCCGAGAUUUUCUCACACUGCACGGUUGAUACUGGCCUCGACACGGACUAUCCAUUCGAACCUCACGACAUCAUCCUCAACCAAGCGCCUCACUCCCUCACUCGCGUCUCCUCCCGCUGGCGAUCCAUAACGCUAACGUCCCCACGACUCUGGACAUCGCUCAGCCUUCCUCUUCUACCGAGAACACCCGAAUCCAUCGAGCUCUUCCUUGCUGAGCUUCAGCUAUGGCUGGCACGGUCGGAAAUGCUCCCUCUGUCUUUCAGAGUGCAUUUUAGCGCCUACGACGUCUUAGGUUCCCAGGAACAAACCUCACUCCAGCAGGUGAGGCCAUAUAUCAUACGUUAUAUGCAGAUCCUGUCGCAGCACUCCCAUCGCUGGCUCGACGUGUGCUCCAACCUCAAAUACGCGCGGGCAUCGUCAGACGUACACCCAUUCCCAGGUCUAUCCACAACUCCAUUACUGCGAAGUUUUGCGCUAUGUGCUCCUACGUUGCACACGCUCUCCCUAGGCAAUCCGAAUCCCGUAGUCAUUCCGGACCAACCCAUAGUGUCGUAUUUUCGUCCCGAGAACGCGCCACACCUCCGUCAAAUCAUUCUUGACCAUCCGUCCCUUGCGCGGUGUGUCCUACCAUGGAUACAGCUCACAAAGCUGCAUAUGGCCAAAGGAAACUACCCUGAUGCGCAGGGUUUUAUGCGGAACUUGAAGGCGUGCACGAAUCUCGAGGAACUGCACAUCUCCUUUGGGACUGCCAGAGGUAUUCCAAUGAACUCUGAUCAACGUGAUACAAUCGUCCUCCCAUCCCUCCGACGAUUGGAUGUAGACCUGAGCACGACCUCAAACACGAUGUUCCAUUUCUUUUUCGACACGCUUCAAACCCCUCGUCUCGAAUCUUUGGCUCUCACCACGGGAUAUUACUUGGACAUGGCAUAUCCUGAGGUCGGUGGUCCAUUCCGGACAUAUCGGAUAGAACAGUUGCAUGACGCGUUCAAGAAGUUUAUGGGUCAAUGUGGGGAAUCGCUGAAGGAGUUGGAGAUGGUGGAUCCAGUCGAGACGAUUCGGGUCCUUGUCGACGUACUCAGGAAAUUGGAGAACCUCGAGGUACUCGAUGUUCACAGCCAGGCACUGGCUCCUUCGAUACUCGAAGCUCUAACAUCACGCACACCCAACGAGCCUACGGGCGUGGGCAGCCCAACCCCGGUGCCUAUCCUUCGAUCAGGCGUAGGAGAAUUCGCUCUUUUGCCCUCGCUAGGCGAACUGCGAUGUCAAGGCGUCCCUUUCGAUCUCUUCGGGUCCGACCCUGUGGGCGGAGCACCAUUCUUCAACAAUCUAGGGAAGUUCGUUGAGUGCAGAUCGGCUUCCCGCGCUGCCUUGGACCUAGAGGCGUUUAAAGUCAGGCUUGGGGGAAGGUUGCGUGAGAGGAUGAGAGAGGAUUGUGCGAAGGUAUACGAGAGGCUGGAAGCUUUACGGGGCGAAGGAAAGCUGUGUCUAGAGUCGAUGUGA